Gongylonema pulchrum is the source of this 363-nucleotide messenger RNA. The record is from the annotation of a GenBank genome assembly. Lineage: Eukaryota; Metazoa; Nematoda; Chromadorea; Rhabditida; Gongylonematidae.
AUGGUUGAGUGUCUGGUGGCGCAGAAGGAUCGAGUAGCACUAAGCGCCUUUCUGGCCAGACUGACACCUCACACUGCUGAAGCAUAUAAAGCAAUAAAUGCUCUGAAUAAUGCUAUAUACAAAAUUUUAUUUGAUGUGAUUUUUAUUUACUUUGUUGGUGAUUAUUCAAAUACGAGUUUGAUUUUCACUGUUACUCUGUACUAUUUUUUCGGGAAUUUUGAUUGUAUUGAAAAACGCGCUGGGUGUGUCGUUACAGUUCAGUACAGGUUAUGUUUUGAUUUGAGGGCAAAUAAGAAUUCUCCGGUAUUUUUUAUUUCGAGUAUUUUGCAUGAUUUGACGUCUGAAACAGUUUCGUUUGGCUGA